CUUCCAUCUCCCUUGGGUUCGGCCAUCUAGAUCUUAAGUAGUCAUGGGUUCAUCGAGAUCUUGAAGUGGUGAUUGGUUGACUACUGGAGCAAUCUGCUUACGUGAGAUCAUUAAUUCGACUGUUGUUACCGACUGUUUAUUUCUUGCUUUAAGGUUGGUUUGAAAGCCUGCAAAUUUGCCACACUUCCAGAGAAAUUGCUUUGUAAAUUGGUGGAUUAAACUCAUCAAGUUUGUCUGAUGGCAGCCAUACUGGUUUCUCUUGUCGGAUCAUGUGCCAAAAGAUUGCAAGAAAUAAUUACAGAUGAGGCGGUUCUUAUUCUAGGGGUAAAUAAAGGUCUUAGAGACCUGCAGCGAACAAUGACUCAAAUACAAUGCUUUCUCAAUGAUGCUGAAGAAAGGAGGACAGAAGAGUCAGCAGUCAACAAUUGGCUUGGUGAGCUGAAAGAUGCUAUGUAUUAUGCUGAUGACAUUAUUGACUUGGUGAGAUUUUUUUUUUCAAGAGUACGCCAAAGGCGUACCAUAUUUUUAUAGAAGGCAGAAGACAAUUACAAGAAGCUACAACUCGUUGCGAACAACAAGUGUAGUCAAACACCACAUCCAAGCUAAUCCGAAGAAAAGCCUCCGCACACAUUACAUACACAACGCAAAAGGCGCCUGCCCUAACCAGAGCAACAUGGCCGCGUCGCGACCCACACCGAUCAUCUCGAAGAGCAACAACUCCAAUUGGACUACCCUAGUCGACGCACCAACCACCCUUGAAUGCCGAAGGACUUGGUGAGAAUUGAAGGAGGCAAGUUACUAGCUGAACAUAAUUCCUCAUCAACAAAGGCAACUGAAUGUGGUGGAAUUUCAUUUUUCACAUGCAUUCCCAGUUGUAAGAAGCGUCAUGAUAUUGCCAUAAAAAUCAGAGAUUUUAAUGGAGAACUCGAGAAGAUUUCAGAGUUGGGAGCAAAAAUUUUAAAACUCCAGAGUAUGCAGCAUAAAGCGGAAGCUCCACUGGUGAAGCAGAUGAGAACUUGCCACCUUGUGGAGCCGAAUCUUGUGGGAAAGGAAACUUUACAUGCUUGCACAAGAUUGGUUGAACUGGUGCUUGGACAAAAGAAAAAGAAGGCCUACAAGGUUGGUAUUACUGGAACAGGAGGGGUUGGGAAGACAACUCUGGCUCAGAAAAUAUAUAAUGACCAAAAAAUAAAAGGAGCAUUUAGCAACCAAGCAUGGAUUUGUGUUUCUCAGGAGUACUCUGAAGUCGCUCUAUUGAAAGAAGUUCUUCGAAAUUUUGGUGUACAUGAAGAGCAAGGUGAAACUGUGGGAGAGCUCAGCAGCAAGCUUGCAGAGGCCAUUCGAGGAAAAAGUUUCUUCCUUGUGCUAGAUGAUGUUUGGCAGCCUCAGGUGUGGACCAAUCUACUGAGAGUUCCAUUACAUGCUGCUGCAACCGGAGUAAUUCUAGUAACCACUCGACAUGAUACAGUUGCACAUGUAAUUGGGGUGGAAGAUGUGCAUCGAGUAGAGUUGAUGGCAUUAGAUGUAGGAUGGGAACUGCUUUGGAAGAGUAUGAACAUUAAUCAAGAAAAUGAUGUGCAAAACCUUAGGCAUAUAGGGCUGGAAAUUGUUCGUAAAUGUGGCGGACUUCCUCUUGCAAUCAAAGUUACUGCUAGUGUUCUAGCAACUAAAGCAAAAACUCAGAAUGAGUGGAGAAAGAUUAUGGAGAGAAGUGCAUGGUCUAUGGGCAAUCUUCCAACCGAGCUCAAUGGUGCUCUGUAUUUGAGUUACGAUGAUCUGCCACGGCAUUUGAAGCAAUGCUUCCUCUAUUUGAUCUUAUACCCAGAAGAUCAAUACAUGUACCGAGAUGAUCUUAUCAGGCUGUGGAUUGCUGAAGGCUUUGUUGAGGAGCAUAAAGAACAACUUCUGGAAGAUACAGCUGAAGAAUAUUACUAUGAGUUGAUAUAUAGGAAUCUACUGCAACCAGACCCUUUACGUUUUGACCGCAGCAUGUGCAAAAUGCAUGAUCUCUUGAGACAAAUUGCUCAGCACUUUUCAAGAGACGAAAAUUAUUGUGGCGACCCACAAUCAUUACAGGUUACAACCUUGUCCAGGCUACGGCGUGUUUCAGUUGUCACUGACAAGGAUUCUUUAAUGCUGCCCAAUGUGGACAACGAGAAGAUUAGAGCAAGGACACUGUUAAUUCAUUCCACUAAGAAAUUGAGAGUUGAAAAUACAGUUUUCAAGAGGCUUCCAUGCAUCAGAGUUUUAGAUCUGACUGGUUCACCUAUAAAAAGUAUUCCAGAUUGCGUUGGUAGUUUGAUCCAUCUACGACUUCUUGAUCUGGAUGAGACAGCCAUAUCUUGUCUUCCAGAGUCCAUCGGUUCUCUGAUAAAUCUUCAGAUACUGAACUUGCAAAGGUGCAAAGCUCUGCACAGCCUUCCUUCGUCGAUCACACAGUUGUGCAAUUUAAGGCGCCUUGGUCUUGGUGGCACACCAAUAAAUCAGGUGCCAAAAGGGAUAGGUAAACUAGAAUUCCUCAAUGAUCUGGAAGGAUUUCCUAUUGGUGGUACAAGUGAUGGCGCUAAUACACAAGAUGGAUGGAAGUUGGAAGAGUUGGGGCAUCUUUGGCAGCUAAGGCAGCUUGACAUGAUCAAAUUGGAAAGAGCAUCCCCUAGCACGACAGAUUCUCCAUUUUUAAGAGACAAAAAGUAUCUCAAAUUUCUGACUCUAUGUUGCACUCAACGGAAGGAAGAACCAAAUUCACAAGAUAUCAGCAAUAUUGAGGACAUUUUUGAGCAGCUAAUCCCUCCACACAACUUGGAAAAACUUGUUAUUGAUGAAUUCUUUGGUCGAGGGUAUCCCACCUGGCUUGGUACUAGUAUCCAUUUGUCUUCAACAACAUACUUGAACCUUACUAAUUGCAAACACUGUGUCCAUCUUCCACCACUAGGGCAGCUGGCCAGCCUGAAAUAUCUAAAAAUUGCUGGAGCAACUGCAGUUACCAAGAUUGGACCUGAAUUUGUUGGAUGCGGGGAGGGUAAUCCCACCUUCCCCAAGCUCGAAUACCUCGUCUUCAAAGAAAUGCCCAACUGGAGCGAGUGGUCCUUUGUUGAAGAAGAAGAAGAAGAAGAAGAUGCAGUGGCAGCAGCUACAGAAGGGGGAGAGACCGAGACGUCUCCCCCGAUGCAGCUGCUGCCAUGCCUGAAGAGGUUGGAGCUUCUUGGCUGCUCCAAGCUGAGAGGUCUCCCACGACAGCUUGGACCGGAGGCCACCAACCUGAAAGAGCUCUUUAUUAUUGGAGCAAGCUGCUUGAAGGCAGUGGAGGAACUCCCUUUCGUGGAGAGCUUCUUGAUCUCGGGAUGUCAUCAAGUCCUGGAGAGGCUCUCGAACCUUCCUCGACUGAGAGAGCUACGCAUAAACGAUUGCCAAACAUUGAGGCGUGUCGAGGCGCUGGCAAGCUUGCAGCAGCUGUGGUUGACAGAGAAUAUGCUGGAGAUCUCUUCUUUACUGUGGGUGCCAGGGCUGCAACAACAGCGCCGUCAGCUUGACGGCCAUGGGGAAGACCCGCUGGAUGUCUACCAAUGGGCAAUGCCUCUAGUAGAUUAGAUGCCCAAAUUUAUGGUGGCAUCUGAAGGAACAUGCUGAGGUAUGACCAUUUACUGACAGGCAGUUUGGAUUAUUUGAUGCUCUGCUUGGACUCAUAAUGUCCGCGCUCAGUUUCAUCGUACCAUUUGUGUUGUCAAGUAACAAGUUUUUGUUUGCAAGCGACAUUCAGGUUUCCUCUUUCGUGCGUUUUGUCCUGAAUUUUGAAGCUCUCGAUGGACAGUGUAAUAGAAUGGAGAUUUAUGAAUUUAUCUCUAGAGCCACAUAUUCAAAUGGCGGUGUUGCUAUCAUGUAACUGAACCAAGUAUCUCGGAUUAUCUGAAUGCACGUCUUUUCUUCAUACAUAAUAAUUUUGCUUGAUUGAGACCGUGCUUAUUUAUU
This is a messenger RNA of Triticum dicoccoides, 3966 nucleotides long. RefSeq names its product putative disease resistance RPP13-like protein 1. Gene Ontology annotation, biological process: defense response to other organism. NCBI's taxonomy places the organism in Eukaryota, Viridiplantae, Streptophyta, Magnoliopsida, Poales, Poaceae. Bases 760 to 3588 code for a protein of 942 amino acids. The record is from RefSeq and is a predicted model, not a curated record. The transcript is spliced from 2 exons. Gene Ontology annotation, molecular function: ADP binding.